This is a messenger RNA of Colletotrichum paranaense, 876 nucleotides long. RefSeq lists its product as uncharacterized. NCBI's taxonomy places the organism in Eukaryota, Fungi, Ascomycota, Sordariomycetes, Glomerellales, Glomerellaceae. The transcript is spliced from 2 exons. Bases 1 to 876 code for a protein of 291 amino acids. The record is from RefSeq and is a predicted model, not a curated record.
AUGUUCUUUGCAGUCAUACUGUCAUUUUUCUUAUUUCCUUGCCUCUUUGCACAGUUCUUCAGCCCCGUUCAGAAGAGAGAAACGUGGAGGAUCGGAGAAACAAAGAAAAUCUCCUACAACACAAAGUUCAAAAACUACACAAUAGCACUUUGGCAACAAUCUCUAGUUGGCGACUCCGCAAGCGUCGGAGACAUCUUGUUUUCCAUUCGGACUUUAGAGGAUGGCUCAGGGCCCGUCAAAGAGCUUACAUGGACAGUCGCGACGAACAAGUUUGACUUGGGUUCGUCGAAUGUCUUCUUUCUAUGGCUAUUCGAAGGCGAUUCGUCUAAUCAGGGAAACUUCGACUUCCAACAAAUGUCCUCGGCAUACUUCAACAUCACCGACGAGCCCGAGAUUCCCAAAGUAACCCUACCGUUGUUAACAUCCACAACUGCAGUUUUCAUUUCAACCUCCGAGCUCCCAACAAGCACUCAAGCCCUUUCAUUUGCAUCUUCAGCAGAAACCUCGAUCCAACAAACGAUUGUCAGCGAUGGACAGACCGCGUCUGCUGGCACACCGACUUCCACUGCCAGCCAGAGCGCUGAGUCUUCUGGUGGUGGUGGUGGCGGUGGUGGUCUACCCGUCGGAGCGCAGGCUGGUAUCGGAGUCGGCGUUGGCGUCAUCGGUAUCACUUGCGUGGUCUGCGCCGUUACAUGGUGCAGAUAUCUCAAGCGACAUCAAAAGGCUCUUGAUAAUUUACAGGAGAUGGCGUUAUCACAGCCUCCUGCAUAUAAUCGCGACUCUGCAAGAUUAGCACCAGCGGUGGUAGAGGCGCCUCAGUCGCCGGCAAGGUCAAACGGCUUUUACAUCAGUUCAAAGCCUGUCGAGAUUGGUUGA